AUGAAAGCUAUUCUACAAGAUAAAUCAGAAAUAACAUUUCUAGCGAAUAUAAUAAAAUAUUCGGAUACUCUGGGUAGAGAGCAACAUAAAUCGAAUACAGAUGCUAAGCAUGUAUUGAUCAUACCAGAGAAUAUAUUGUUGACAAAGAAGGUUGCCGAAAUAAUUCAGAGUUUCUUGGAGCGACUUGAUAUCAUCGUAUCAAAGUAUCAUCCUCGUGACCUGAGAGAAAUACUGACACUUAAGGACACUUAUGUUUCACAUAGAGAGAGUGAUCGUCGUGAAACACCAACAUUCAACAACAACAAUUUUAAUAGUCUAACUAAUAACAAUGUAAAUCAACGAGUUGUUCACACUUCAAAGUACACACCUAACCAACAACAUUUGUCACCAUACUCACACUCAUCAACAUCGGUCAAUAAAAACUCUAAAAAUGUACAGUUAAACAAUAGUUAUUUCACCAAUUCACCAUCCUCUCAUAACAGUAGUAGUAGCAGCAUAAGUAAUGGUAGCAAUAGCAAUAGCAAUAGUGUUAUUAUUGACGAUACAGAGUUCCAUGCGAUGCCUGACAACUUUGGUGGUUUCAUAGAUAGCACAACACCACCAACCUAUAACAACAACGGAUUCCUCACAACUAGCAGCAAUAGCGACAUGUUACAGUCCGUCAGCUUAGACGACAACGAUAUACACUAUCCAGACAUUGAACUUUCAGAUCCUGAAAACUUUGUACCAACAAAUAAAAACAACAACAACAAUAAUAAUAACAGCAACAAUUUUAGUGGUGAUAAUGAAAUGAGUGAUCAAGAAGAUAGUAAUAGUGUAGUAUAUAAUAAUAAUAAUAAUAAUAAUGUUCAAUAUCAACAACCAAAAAGCUAUAAUAAUAAUAAUAUUAAAUAUAAAAACAAUAAUAACAACAAUAAUAAUGAUAAGAAAUCAUCUGUAUUAUAUUCAAUCUAUGAUCUUAUAGAAAUCAAACAUAUGGGUAGUAGACAAGAGAAAGAUAACUACUCACUUUUGGAGGCGUUGGUGAUUUCCGCACACUACCUGGAGAUCAAGGAGAAUCUGUUGGUUCGUGCUAUUCGUUACCAGUUGGAGAGUGCUUUGAAGCUCAACCCGAAUGCCGACGAUGUACGUCGCUUCUUGACUAUCACAAAGGACUUUGAUGCAGAGACAGCUGAGAAGCUACAGUUGGAGAACAACUUUGGCGAGGUUCAAAAGUUCCAUUCCAAUCAACAUCUAGACCUGUUCGAGUCGAUGGUAGACGGACCGAGAAUAGAGUCGUUCAACAUCAAAUCCGGCCAGGAUAUCGUACAGGAUGUGAAGAAGCGUCGAUUGAUGAUCGCCGUCAAAGAUGCCUCUGUCAACUUGUGUCACGGUUGUAACUCUGCGUUUGGUCUGAGAACACGUCGACAUCACUGUCGCGAGUGUGGCUAUAUAUUCUGUGAUAACUGCACGGCCAAUCGUAUUGAUUCCUCCUCUAUUCAAGCACCGAAAUACCUUGAUUCUCUCGACUACUAUUCGGGUCGUCAGUUGCGUGUUUGCAACGAUUGUCACACCUCGUUGAUCCAAAAGAAAGAGUUUGGCUACGUCGAGCAAAUGCUGCGUAUUCUCGCGCUAAAGAUGCCGAUGCUUCGUAGAUUCUCAUCGAUUUGUAUGGCCUGGAGAAAGGCGGCAGUCUGCUACCUCUCGGAUAUCCGUGAAGUUCAAUAUCUCUUCCCAACACACAAGUUUCAAGAUUUCGAAACCAAUGCACUCUGGCGCAACAAAGAGUACUUCCGUGGACACUCGAAAUGGGUGUUGAAACUAUUGGAAUCCAUCAAUUGGCGAAACAUAUCGGAUCUCAAAGUUCAAAAGAUUCUCAGCAUCAUCAACGAUCAAACCAAAAAAGAGAUGAGCUGUUAUCACAUGAUGUGUUCAUCCUCCUGCCAAACACGUAUUCCACUCAAAGAUGUAUUCCCACUCUUGGACAAAGAUAUCACCAAUCAACACAUCAGAAACUACGCUGUAGACAUCAUUUCAGAUAUCUCUGAUCAUCAAUUGGUUUACUUUAUUCCACAAUUAGUUUUUUAUCUUAGAUUUGAUCCAACAGAAGGUUCAAAGUUACAGGAAUUCAUAUUCAAGAGAGCUUUGAGCUCUAGUACUAUUGCCCACUUUGUUAUGCUCGAGUUUAAGAAUUGUCAAACUUCAUCAGAGUACGACUCAAAGUAUGAGAUUCUAAAGUCAAAGCUGCUGGUUCAACUCGGUCCAGAGGUUGCUCUUACCUACAUCAAUAGUUUCGAGUUUUUGGAUCACCUCCAGAAAAUACCGAGACAAGAAGACGAUCCAGAGUUUCAACCAAGAAGAGAAGCAAUCAAUGAGCUGUUGAAGAAACAAAAGAUUCUAUAUCCAACCGAUCCGAGACUGGUCAUCAAGCAUAUCAAAAAGUCCGCUAAAGACGAUAUCAGAAAGGACCGAAUCGUCUUGAAUAUCAUCUCGAUGAUGACCUAUAUCCUCAUGGAGAACAUGCCGAUUAUCAACGAUCGAUCGUCUUCACAUUCGCAGGAGGCAUUCAACCAGUUCCUCGGCUUGGUCGGAAGAGAAAAGUAUAAUGAGGCCUACGAGAUUCUAAAGAAUAACCAAGACGUUAGAUUGAUGAUUGCCAUCACCAAGCCAGAAGCCUACAAGUCGAUUAUCGAUACGUUCGAGUUGAAGAUCAAUAACCAUAACCGAGAGAAUCCAUUCAAGGAUCUCUAUGGUGGUGCGGAAACAAAACAGAACCUGUUGGAUACACUCAAGAGUGAGAUUCAAUCCAUUUUGGAAUCGAUCGUUACCUAUUCCGUUUUGCCAUCGGGAUCAGAGCAUGGAUUUAUCGAUGCAGUCGCAGACUCUACUACACUUGCUGCCAUCAACAAGGAGUACAGUGGUAAUAACACCAAUAAUUUCCUUCAUCUACCGAUUCACAACUAUCUAAAGAAUCAAAAAGAUUGUAAAAUUACAGAAGCACACAAAAACUUUACAUACAGUCUUUGUUUUUGGCUUGUUUUAACACAUUUAAUUGGUGUAGGUGAUCGUCAUUUAGAUAAUAUUAUGAUUACAAAAGAUGGUAAAUUCUUUCAUAUUGAUUAUGGUUUCAUUCUUGGAAAGGAACCAAAACCAAUUGCAAAUUAUUUAAGAUAUAGUCAAGAAUAUCUUUCAACAAGUAAUUUGACAAAUAAUAUAAAUUUCAAUGCAGUUUGUUCAUUGAUUUUCGGAAUUCUAAGAAGAGAAGCACCAUUCUUUUUAUACCAUUUAAUGUUUUUAACGAGAAUGGAUUCUAUUCAUGAUAAUUCCAGUAGAUUCACUGUUGAGUACAUCCAAAACGAGGUUGCCAAUAGAUUCUUCCCUGGUCUACCAAGCCAUGAUGCCAUCCAAUACUUUGAGAAUCUCUUGGAUUCCCAUAAGGAUUCGAUGUCUCAGAAGAUCACCGAUGUCACUAGAGAACUCACCAAGAUGACACCUGUCAUAACACAAUCGAUGGCUGAGAUUGCAUCUUCAUCUAUCUCUUCGUUUGGCUCAAUAAUCAAGAAAUCACUUCCAAGUUGGGGAGAUUGGAGUGUUGGUCAAAAGAUAAAAUAA
Molecule: messenger RNA, 3591 nt
Organism: Heterostelium album PN500
Lineage: Eukaryota; Evosea; Eumycetozoa; Acytosteliales; Acytosteliaceae
Product: phosphatidylinositol 3-kinase
Exons: 6
Coding region: 1-3591 (1196 amino acids)
Biological process (GO): endocytosis; autophagosome assembly; phosphatidylinositol-3-phosphate biosynthetic process
Cellular component (GO): phagophore assembly site; phosphatidylinositol 3-kinase complex, class III, type I; phosphatidylinositol 3-kinase complex, class III, type II
Molecular function (GO): metal ion binding; 1-phosphatidylinositol-3-kinase activity
Source: RefSeq, a predicted model, not a curated record